CCAUCUACUGAAUGCUUUUUAAAGGAAAAAACAUGAAGUCAAAUAAUAGAUUUUCACUUAAUUCAAUUUUUUGUUUUGUUUUAAUUUUCAAUUAAUAGAACAGAUUUAGAUUUAUAGAAGAACUAAACAGGAAGUAAAGAAUUCCCAGAUAAUCACUCUCCCACACCUGCUCAGUUUCCCCAGUAACACCUUUCAUUGGUGUGUUUCAUUUGUUACAACUGGUGAACAAAUAUUGAUAUAUUAUUGUUAACUAAAGUUCGUAGUUUACAUUAGGAUCGUUUUGCAUAUGUUUUACAGUUCUAUAGGUUUGCCAAAUACCUGGUCAUGUAUCCUUCAUUACAGUAUCAUCAUAAUAUAUCACUUCCCUAAAAAUCCCUGUACUCCAUGAAAAAUCCCUGAAGUCUGAGUACUUGAUACUAGGAAAUAAAAAAGAAGAGCCUUAAAAUCACAGGACCAGAGGUAGCAGUCUUGGCAAGGUACCAUUUCUGAAGAAGACAAGGGUGACUUAGAAGGAAUAUUACUUAGAAUCUUGUUAAUAAAUGGAAGAAAUUAAGGGUCCUGUAGAAACAAAAGAGAAUCACAAAACUGAAAGCACAUCAACCCUUCGUUCCAUUCUACCAUUCAAAAUGCACUACUAAUUAAAGAAAAUAUACUAUACUAGUAUAAGGAUUCUUUUCAUCCAGAUUCUCUCUGUAUACAGCAGUUUUUUAUGUAUAGUAAUUGCUGGUUUGGGAAUAUAAAGUAAUUCAAAAUGAAUAGAAUGUAGGACAUUAGAAAUUCUAUCUAAAAACAAAACAAGUAGAAAAACAGAAGAAUGAUACAUCAUAACACUUCAAAGUGAAUUGUGUAUUCUUAAAAGAAGCAUUGACAGAUAUGAUAAAACACCUGAUAAAAAAUCUGAACAUUCAAAAAGAAAUAGAUAAAAAGGAAGAUGGGAACUGAAACUUAACUUAGCAAUACAAUUUUAGAAAAAGAAAUCCUCUUAAAAAUAAAGGCUUAAUUUCAAAGGAGAACAGAUUUGACUAAGAAUAUAAGAGUCUUUGGAGAAAGCUAUGAAAAUGGCAAAGAGAAUGAAAAUGAGAUAAAAUUGUAGAAAAGGUAAAGAAAAAAAGUUGUUGGUAAAACAAUGAUCGAACAACAAAAAAUCCAAUACAGGUAUAAUUGGAGCUCCAAAGAAUAAAACAAAAUAGUGGAACAUAUUGAAACUAUAAUUUGAGAAAACUUUCCAGAAAUAUAUUUGAAACUAUAUAGGUCACUAUGUACCUGGGAUAAUUGACACAGAAGCAAACCUUGAGACAUCCUGGUAAAACUAUGAUAAUUUUAAGAAAGGGAAAACCCAGUGGACCUCAAGACAAAAAUACUAAGUCACAAAGAUAAAAAUCAGAUGAAUCAAAAUUCUCAACAAGAACAUUUAAAGAAAGACAACCCCAGAGCAACAUUUUCAAAGAAGUUAAAGAAUAAGUGAAACUUUUGUGUCAAGUUGUAUUUCAUGUAUGACAGUGGUCAAAACAUAAUUAAACAUGCAAAACCUAAAGAAAUACUGUAUUUAAAGCACUACUGGAAUAAUCUACUGGAGCUGUAGUCAGCAAACAUUUUCUGUAAAGGACAUAGAGAGUAAAUAUUGUAGAUUUUGCAGGCAAUAUGGUCUCUAUGACAGUUUUCCAUAUCUGCCAUUAUAACAAAAAUAUCCAUAGGCAGCAUAUUAAUGAAUUAGUGUGGGUGUGUUUCAGUAAAACUUUAUCUACAAAAGAUGAUGGGCCACAUAUGUUCCCCUACUUGCCCACCCUCAUACGCAAUGGAACAUUUCAUGCAAUUAAUAAAUGGCAAAAGGAGUAAUUGUGAGCAUUGGCCAUAUUUUAUCUAAGGCUAAAGCAGAGUGAAGGUUGAGAAGAGUGGGAAAUGAAGUAGGAAAAAUUCAUUGAGUGUCACAUAGGUAUUAUGUAGGAAUCAAAGGUAUCGUUUGAAACCUGAAUACCAAACAACCUAACUAAGGAAAAGGGGAACUAAUGACAUCAUAAGAAGUAGUAGGUAAAACUAGUAAUCAAUAAAAAGACAAACUAUCUUAAAUACUGAAAAAUUUUACAAAGCAAAAAAAAUGGACCACAUGAAGAAAGAAAAAUAAAAAAUUCUGUAAGCUGACACUAAUAUCUGAGUCAUUGUAGGACAUGUAAAAACACUGAACUCACCUAUUAAACAGAUGGCCAGAAUGGUUCAUGAAGCAAGACUCGGGUUUGAGCUGUAUAUAUUCAGAAGAAAAUAAAAUAAUUUUAAAAGACUAAAAGGAGUGAGAAAAGGUAUGGACAGCAAACGAAAACAAUAAAGAAAGCCAAGAUCAAUUCUAAUGUGAGCUAGGGUAAAAAUUAGGGAGGAAAAGGGCUACUUCAUAGUGUUAAAGACCAUAAAUCAUAAUGUAGAUGUAACAUCUGCUAGUAUCUGUGUAUCAGAUAACAUUAGCAACCAUUUUUCUAGACAGAAACUACAGAGAAUUUAGAAGGACAAAUACACAGAAUUAGCACAUCAUUUUUAGUCCAAGAUAAGUGAAGUGAAUCUAAAAUAAGUAAGGAUAUAAAAGACCUGAAAGCACAGCCAGGGAUAUUUUAUGAAUAUAUAUUGAACUCGAUUCUCAAAUAACAUGAAAUGUAAUUUCUUCCCAAGUAUACAUAGAAUAUUCACAAAAAAAUUUUGUGUAUUAAGUCAAAAACUAAGUUCCAUAAAGUAGAAAUAAUACCAAAAAAAUUUUAUUAUAAUGCAAUAAAGAUGGACAUGAAUAACAAAACAUUUAAAAAAUCUUAUUUACCUGCAAUGUAAAUGCUCUUUUAAACAACUUUAGAGGUAAAGUGAAGAAAGUAAAGUUUCAGAAUUUCUAAAGACUCAACAGCCUUAUGUGUUUACAGCCAUAAAUUAAAGAAAAAAUAAGUUACAUUUUCAUCAAAAGAAAGCUAGGAAAAAUCACAAAUAAGAAUAAAGAACAAGGAAGGAAAUAAUAAAGAUUAAAGCAAAAAAUUAAUGAGGUUGAAGACAAAAACAAUAGUACUAAAAAGUAAGUUAAAAAAAAAAUUGGUUCUUUGAAAAAGUCAACGAAGUAGACAGAUCACUGGUUAACCUAAUUGGUAGGGGUAGGAAUGGGAGGAAGAGAAGGGGAUAACAGAGAAAGUAUUAAAAUGUAAGACAUGGCAGGGGGAGAAUAACUAUUGAAACAGAUAAUUUUAAAAAUGCUAAGAUUUUAUUUUGCACAACUUAGGUGAAAUGGGUUGUUUCCUUAGAAAAUCCGGUUUGUUAAAUUGUCCCAGAAGAAGUAGAAAAGUUUCACCAUCAUUUUUUUCUAAAGAAAUAUGAAAAGGCAUCAAGAAAGCUCAGUAAAAGCACUAAGCUCAGAAGAUUUCAAAGGAAUAUUCUACCAAAACUUUUAAGAUCAGGUCAUCUCAAUGCUUUAUAAAUUUUUCCAGAACAUGGAAGAAGACAGUUUUCAAAUUAUUUUUGAGUAUGGUAUUAAUCUAGAUAAAAAUUAUGUGAAGAUCAUACCAAAGGUACAUACAUACAACUACAGAACAAUUUCACGUAUAUCAGUAUACAAAAGCAUCAAACAGAAUCUUAUGCUACAUUAAGAAAAUGAUAUAUGACAGUCAUGGCAUUUAUUCCAGUAAUGCAAAAGUGGUUCAAUUUUAGGAAAUCAUUUGAUAUUAUUUACUUGUUAAUCUAAAGAGGAACAAAAAAUGAAUAUUCCGGAAAACAGGAAUUGAUGUUUUUUUUUUAAUGUAAAACACAUAUAUCCUAGGUUUAAAUCCAGCAUAAUACUUAAUGUGGAAACACCAGCAGCAUUCUAACUAAAAUUGGAACGAAACAUUAUCCUCCUCUUUCCCUGCUAUUUAACACUGUAUUGAAGUUUUGGGCUUGUGCAAUUUAACAGUAGAAAACUCUUUACUUUGUGUUUGUGUAUGGAAAUGGAGUCUCACUAUGUUGCUCAGGCUGGACCAACACCUGGGCUCAAGCAGUUUUCCUGCCUGAGUCUCCUGAGUAGCUAGGGCUGCAUGUAUUCACCACUUCCUCUGUGUUAUAUUUACGUUUUUGAGGAACAGCUGAUCUGUUUUCCAAAGUAGCUAUAGCAUUUUGCAUUGCCAAAUGCAAUAAAUCCAGUUUUUUCACAUCCUCCACAACUCUUGUUAUUAUCUACAUUCAUUUUUUAUUAUAGUAAUCUUACUGGUUAUGAAAUAGUAUCUCAGUGUUUUGAUUUUCAUUUUCCUAGUGACUAAUCAUGCUAAACAUCUUGUCAUAUACUUAUAAGCCAUUAGUAACAUCAUCUUUGUAGACAUGUCUAUUCAGAUCAUUUACCUAUUUUUACAAUUUAGCAUGUCUUUGUUGAAUUGUGAGAGUUCUUCAUAUAUGGUGAAUAUUGGACCCUACUAAGACAUAUGGUUUAGAAAUAUUUUUUUCACAUUGUGUGGACUGUCUUUGUUGCCUGAUAGUGUUCUUUGAAGCUUAAAAUUUUUAAUUUUCAUGAAGUUCUGUGUAUCCAUUUUGUUCUUGUUUGUGCUUUUAGUGUCAUAUCUAAGAAAUCAUAGCCUAUCCAAGGUCAUAAGAUUUACACAUGUCUUCUAAGAGUUUUAUAAUUUUGUCUCCUAUAUUUAGAUCUUUGAUCCACUUUGAGUUAAUAUACUCCUAUAUUUAUAUCAAAGAUCCACUGUGAGUUUUUAUAUAUAGUGUGGGGUAGAGGUUCAGCUUCAUAUUUUGCAUUGAUAUAUCCAGUCACCCCAGUAUAAUUUGUUGAAAAUAUUAUUCUUUCUCCCAUUGAGUUGCUUUGGUACUCAUCAAAAAUAAACUGUGGACUGAAUUCUUUUCCAUUGUUCUACAUGUCUAUCCAGUAACACCUAGUCUUGACUAUUGUGUUUACAGUAAGCUUUGAAAUUAGGAAGUGCCAAUCCUCCGAUUUUGUUCUCUUUCAAGAUUAUUUUGGCUAUUCAAGGUCCCUUGCAUUUUCAUGUGAAUUUUAGGAUCAGCUUGCCAGUUUCUAUAAAACUGCCAUCUGGAAUUUAGAUGGGGAUUGUGUUGAACCUGUUGAUCCAAUUUGGGGAGUAUUACCAUCUUAACAAUAUUAAGUUUUUCAGUUUGUGAACAGAGGACAUGUUCCUAUUAAGUCUUCAUUAUGUUUGUGGUUUUCAGUGUACAACUCUUCUACUUUUCCAAGUUUAUUUUUUAUAAAUAUUUCAUUCUUUGUGAUGCCAUUGUAAAUGUGAUUUUUUAAAUUGCAUUUUGGAAUUGUUUCGUUCUAUUGGUUAGAAAUAAAAUUCAUUUUUGUAUAUUUAUUAUCUUGUAACCUUGUGAACUUGAUUAUUAGCUCUUAAUAUUUGUAUAUAGAUUCCUUAGAAUUAUGUAUAUAAGAUUAUAUGCAAAUAUACAAGAUUAUACAGUGGUAAUCUAAAUUAAAUUUACAUAUCACAAAAUUAUGUGAUUUAUAUAAAAAGAGAGUUUUGCUUCUUCCUUGCCAAUCCGGAUGUGUUUUAUUUAUUUUUCUUGCUUUAUUGUUUUGGCUAGAACACUUCAGUAUAGUGUUGAAUAGAAGUAACAAGAGCAUGUAUCCUUGUUUUGUUCUUGACAAAGCAUUCUGGGGGAAAGCUUUUAGCCUUUCACCAUUAAGUAUGAUGUUUCCUGUGGAUUUUUUACAGAUAUCUUUUAUAAGAUUAAGGACAUUUUCUUCUCUUCCUAGCCUGUUCACUGUUUUUGCCAUGAAAGAAAAUUUUAUUUUGUCAGGGAUUUUUUCCUACAUAUAUGGAGAUUACAUAGCUUUUGUUCUGUAUCCUGUUUGUUAACAUGCUGAAUUACUUGGAUUGAUUGGUUUUUUUGUUGUUAUUGUUUUGUUUUGUUUUGUUUUGAGACAGGGUCUUGCUUUGUCACCCAGGCUGGGGUGCAGUGGUGCAGUCAUGGUUCAUUGCAGCCUUGCCCAACUGGGCUCAAGUGAUCCUCCCACCUCAGCUUCCCAAGUAGCUAGGACAACAGGCGCCAGCCAUCACGAAUGCCUAGCUAAAGAUCUUCCUCAGAACUGUGAUCCUAACAUUCCCCUAGUUGCUCAGGAAUUAAUGAAAAAGAUGAUACGUCAAUUUGCGAUUGAGUACAUUUCAAAAAGUGGUAAAACUCAAGAGAAUAGAAAUGGUUCAAUUGGACCAAGUGUAGUAUGUAAAAGUAUCCAAAUGAAUCAAGCAGAAAACUCCCUUCAGGAAGAGCAGGAAGGCCCCUUAGACCUCACUGUGAAUCGAAUGCAAGAACAAAAUACUCAGCAAGGGGAUGGAGUGUUAGAUCUCUCUACAAAGAAAACCAGCAUAAAAUCUGAAGAGUCAUCCAUAUGUGAUCCUUCUUCUGAAAAUUCAGUGGCUGGUUCAACUGUUGAUGCAAAAUCAGAGGAAGCUACUAAAAUGGAAAAAAGAAAAUCAGCAUUAAGCAAAGUUUUGGAAUCUUUGUGCAUACAUCACCAGCAACAAGUUUUGGCUAUGUUGAAAUUUCUAGUCCAAGAGCAGAACGCUGCCUCUCUUUGCUGUUGUAAUACAUCAUGUGUUGUGUCUUCAGAAUCUCAAAAGCCCUUAAUCGAAGAUGAUUUAUAUGGUCUAUUCUGUAGUUGUGAAUAUAGGCUGGCAGAAAGAGGGUGUUUACAAAAUGAAAAACAAAGCCCUGGCUUAGAGCCUCUGCCAGUCUGUAUUAAAGAUUUACAUUGUUUAUCUUGCCAAACUGUAACUGUUGAACACAUUAAGACAGUAGUGAAUAGAGGAAUUGCAGACAGUUAUAAUUCUCUCAGGUGCUGUUCUGGACUGUUACCAAACAAUCACUCUGCAAAAUCAGCUUUUCGUAGUCCUCCUUUGUCAAAGGAAGUAUGUGAUCUUUCAGUCACUCUUAAAGAUGCCUGUAGAUCUCGAAGUCCCUCACCCCCACCAUUAUCGCCUGUAGAAACUGAAGGAUUUGAAAAAUUGAAAGAUGCCAUCUCGGAGAUUUCAUCCUUAGAAAGUAACAAACUUGAAGCAAACGUUAACCAGCCUCCAUCUCUCACACCAGCAGAAAUAAGCAACACUAAGGGUGAUCAUGAAGAUAAAAUACUUAAAACCAAAAAAUCCAGUAACUCUUAUUCUUUACUCUCAAACGACAGCAAUAAUUCUACUAUAAAUCAUGAAAAAGGUGAAACUGCUGUAAUUUUUCAAGAUUUAAUGGAUCGCAUUAAUGAAAAACUAAAAUCAAUAGAAACCACGGAUAUGACAAGCCUUGUGAAAUUAUCUAGCAGUGAUUGUAAUACAUAUAAUGAUUUAAAAUUGGGAGAUUUCAUAACGUCUCUCUUGCAUAAUGCAAAAGCUAGUGAUUACAGUUUUAUGGAAUUAUUGAGUCAACAUGAUAAAAAGGUAGAAAAUAAAAUUAUUCAGACAAGAUUUCGAAAGCGUCAAGAAACUUUAUUUGCAAUGCGCAACUCCUCUGAUUCACCCAUGUUUAGAAGGCAGUCUUUACAGAUAAAAAGAGAACUUGCUAGUCUUGAUGAAAAUUUUACAAGAAGAAAAUACACUGAAAAAAGUUCAAGGAAAUUGAUGCACAGUGAUGAGACAUCUGCAUCAGACAAAGGAGAAUUCUGUCAUGACCAAGGGCCAUCUUUACAAAAUUCUAAAAACCUUCAAGAUAAAAAUCAUGCUGAAACAUCACUUUCACCAAAUGAUGCAUUACAAUCACUGCAACUACCUCUUCAUAGUUUAGAAACUAACUUGUCUUUUAAUGCAUUUUCAGAAAGCUUUAAAACAACUUCCACUGAGAAAAUGAGCAUAAGAAAGCCACUGGAGAAAUCUGCAGAUGGAAAAAUUUUUUUUCAAAACCAUAGGCAAAAUCCAAAAUUAGGAAAUACUCAUGCUCUUUUGAGAAAUGAUGUUUCUGGACUUUUGAGCAGAACUAAACGAAAUAUUGUGCUGCCAGGGUGGUAUUCUAUAUAUGUAACAAAUAAUUAUGUUUUUAAAAAAUCCCCUAAAGCCAAAAAGGUAUCCAAAUCCACAACAAAAAAAGACCCAGUGAAAAAUAUUCACAUUGAAAGCUCACACAAUAUAGACCUAAACAAAAUUGCAAUGAAUUCUAAUUUACAAGUUGUUGUGGAGCGUUUGGAAGAUACAAUAAAUAUAGCCCAAAAAUCUUGGAAUAAUCAGCCGUUAUCGGAAGGAUAUAAAGCAUCCAGGAAAUUGAUAGAAAUUGAUGGUAAAGACCAAAAUGCUGACAGAAAUAUGACUCUUAAUCUGAAUAGAGUGACAUGUAAAGAACAGAGCUUAUCAAAAUCUGUGGUAGCAUCUAGCAAUAUUAUCAAUAGUCACUGUAUGCCUACAAUCGAUUUGAGUAACAAAAGACUUGAAAAUCUGAAAAAAACAUCUAUUUUAGAUAUGGGUAGCUUGAUUUCCAGUGUUGAAAAUGUACAAGCAAAAUAUGAAGGUGUUGAAAGUUCAUCUUUUUCCAACUAUUCUAGUCCUAUCAAACUCAUGUUUUUAUCUGAGGUUAAAAGUAGUGAAGGUGUCAAAUAUACUUUAACUUCAGUUGGUACUUCCCAAUCAAAUGUUCUUCUUCCUUCUGAAAAACAUACAACCCAUCAUGUAAUUGAAGGAAAAACAGAAACAAAUGAGGCUAUCUCAAAUGCGAACUCUGAAAAUUAUCACUCUAAUCAUUAUGAUACUGAUAAUCUUCAAAGAGAAGUAAACAAAUUCAAUCAUGCAAAAGUUGUAGGAUCCUCUGCAAUGUUUAUUGGUGAUAUAAAUAGUGAUAAGCCACAAGAAGAACCGAAGGACAAUUCAAGCAGUGCUGUUGAUUCAUCUUUUAAAAGAAAACCAGGCAGACCAAAAAAAAUAGGACCCCAAGUUGUGAAACAGAUUAAGCGACCAAUUGGAAGACCACCAAAGCCUAAAAUUGAUCAAACAGACAUCACUAGUUGCCAAAAUGAGUCCUUUAGUGCUGGAAGGAAAAGCCCAGAAUCUCUCAUAUCAGAAGUAAAAGAAGGUAUUUAUAAAAAUAGUAUUACAGUAACUGUUAUUUAUGGAAGAUCAAGAAGAACUAAAAGGCAUGUUUCUGAAGGAAGUGUAAACGUAAGCAACAUUAUGUCUUUAAACAAUAAUGCUGGUGAUUUUUCAACUGAGCAUAAUAGUCUCAGAAAUAUUAGUGAACACAAAAUUGACUUGGGUGAAAGAAUAAGUGCUGUAGCAAGCAUGACUACUGAAAGUGAGAUCUUGGGGUCUGGCUUUGAAUAUGUGAGACCCAUCAAGAACAAAUCUGUGAUACCUCAGCCUUCCAAGAACAUUAUUCGAUCAAAUCAGAAACCUUUGGCAGUAAGUAGGAAGCCUGGUAGACCAGCAAAAGUGAAAAUCUCUGGCAUAUCUGUGACUAUUAGUAGAACUUCACCUCAGGAAAGAGAAGUAAGUAUUAGCAGCUGCUUGCCUCCUUUGGAACAGGAUAGUAUGUUAGGAAAAAAUCUGCCUGAUGAAAAGUGUGACCAACAGUGCACUAAAAUGGACAAAAUAAGACACACUGAAGCUGAUAUAUUUAGUAAUGGAUCAAAACGUAUGAUUGCUACUGUACCUUUGAGACAUUCUAUUAGGGAUAGAAAACCAUCUCUGCAUUUCUUACAUUCAUUAGCAUCUUCUAGCUCACUUAUUUAUAGAAGUGCUCUGCUCCAUAAAUCAUAUAAACUGCAUUUGCAGAAAAAUAAAAUUCAGAAGGAAAAACAUAGGCAGUCAAGGAUGAAAAUAGCUUACAAAGAUACCUCAAAAAACAGACAUUCGAGGAAUGCAAAAAAGUGUUUAGAAGAUAACAAACUAGUACCCAUUUCUGAAGUAUCCCUGGACCCUAUAAUUUCAUCAAACCCUUUGCUCAGGUGGUGGGCUACUUCUGCUUCAAAUGAUUCCUUAUUGGAGGAGUUAAACAAUAGGUUUGAGCAAAUAACAAAUGCUUGGGUACAAGUGAGUGGAGAUGAAGCUGAAAAUUGUGUUCAUAAAAAAAGAGAACACAUUGAAAAUGAUCAUUUCAAAGUAGAAAGCCCUUUGGAAACUUGUCUUUUACAACUUGAAGUUUCACCUGUAAAAAUGCUGUUUCAGAAAAAGUAUGAUUUGAAUGAACUCUGUACUUGGUUUAUGCAAACAACAGAAACACAGUCUCUUUCACUAGUUAGAAAAGCAAAUGCCCGAAACCCUUUGGAAGUAAUAAAUACCAGGGGUAUCAAAUUAGGGACCAAAUAUUCUGACUUUAAUGCCAGCCCCUUCAGAAAGCACUUUAAAAAAUUUGCGCUCUCUUCUCCUUCAAAAUCAGCAGAGAAGUUACAUAUACUGCAUAAAGUGGCUAACUCUCCACUCUUAAAUGUGAAAAGUAAUUUAGCAAUAGCUAGAUUAAAAAGGACUGAGUUUAAGAGGUUGCAUCAUGAAAGAUGGAAAAGAGAGGGAAAGCUGCACAACCAUGGAACGGUUGACUGGAACUCUAAAAGGAGAAACUUAAGAUUUUUCUGCCAGAACCAAUUUUCAAAUAAGACUGAGGGAGAAACAAAUGCUGACAUCCCACUCCAAGGAAAAAGCAUAGUAGAUAACCAGUGUGUUUUGCCACCUGAGAUCAGGGGUGACUUGCAGCAAAGGGUGACAAUGCCUGACUUCAAAAUACAUACUAGUUUCGAGAAUAAAUUUAAGUCAGAAGCAAAAGAGAAUGGAACAGAUUGCAGCCAAAAAGACUUUCAAAAGGGACCAAAACUAGAAAAUGUAUGUCCUAAUAAUUGGAGGUCAAAAACCUUAAAAGACUGUAGAAUAUUUUUGAGGAAGCUCAACUGUCUUGAACACAGAAAUACUUUUAAGCUAAAUACAAUCAUUUACUCUCCUGAAUCUACUGACAGUGGAAAUAAUCAUCAGACUCAUACGAAAGAAUCAAAGUGCUUUACUUUAAGAUCUCAUUCUGCUAGGCAAAAUUCUUUUAAAAAGCAAUCUAAAGAAAUAGAAAAUGCUAAAGCAAAUAGUCCUUCAACCAAUGAAUUUGUUGGUCAUCUUGACAAUAGUAAAUUAAGCAAAUGUGUUAACUUUGACAAGAAUCCUGAUAGUUCUGAAGUUCUUAGCAAUUUGAACAAAAGAAAAAGACCACCAUGGAAGACCACAGAAAUGUCAACAAAAAGACAUAAACGACAGUCUUACAACAAUGGACAAAUGGCAAACUAUUUUUCAAAAUCCCUAGCCUCCAGACCUGCUUUCUCUAUCUGAGCAUGCUACAAAUGAAAACUGAUGAGAAACUGAAUGUGUCUGAUGGGAAUACAGCAAGUUGCCCUUUGGGCCCCAUUAAGAUGUGCCUUAAUCGUCCCAUUGAAUGGAAUCUGAAUUUGACAACAG
Messenger RNA from Cebus imitator (Panamanian white-faced capuchin), 11342 nucleotides. It is a transcript of the gene LCORL, whose product is annotated as ligand dependent nuclear receptor corepressor like. The record is from RefSeq and is a predicted model, not a curated record. Gene Ontology annotation, biological process: regulation of transcription by RNA polymerase II. The transcript is spliced from 6 exons. NCBI's taxonomy places the organism in Eukaryota, Metazoa, Chordata, Mammalia, Primates, Cebidae. The coding region runs from base 5916 to 11216 and encodes 1766 amino acids. Gene Ontology annotation, cellular component: nucleus. Gene Ontology annotation, molecular function: DNA binding.